AUGGAUAAACGUCAACUCAUGCAAGCUGGACAAGUUGGCUCCUCCGAUGACAGCGACGGGUCCGAGAGUCAGGUUGGGACCCUUUGCGAGUCGCGCCAGGACGGUUUCCUUCUCGAGAAGUUCCACCACUUCUGGGCGCCACUGGGGAUUGGGCUGCUCUUUGAGUUUCUCCUUGUCCUGGCCAUGUGGAGAUGGCGAAGCCUGAACUGGCCUGAACUGCGCAACUACCUCGAGUAUAACGGCAUACACGAGGAACAGGCCAGAGAGUUGCUUCGCCCAGGUGACUACUUCCCGGUUGUCUUUCUUGGGUGCAUCCUCGGUCGUCUUCUCACCAUGACGGCCUGGAAGAAGUCGUUUUUGCAUGGCAAAGACUGCCACUACAGCGCUGUGUUCAUGUACUUCAACUGCGUGCAGUGGAUCGUGUACAUUGCGCUCUACUUCUGGUUGUUUGACAACCUGAAGAUGCUGACGUCUGUAAGGACGCUGCAAAGCGAGAUCCGCUUUCUCCCCUACAACAUGACGCCCCCGGAGCACCGAUAUCCCUGCCAAAACGACCCGUUCUGGCGAGAUCAGGAAGGCAUGUCGUGCGCAGACUAUGCGGUGAACACAUCCGAAGGCUUGAGAGGAGGAAAGAUACCGUGCGGCAUCGGCAGAGGAGAAGCGCUGAGCUGUCCCGUGUCCUGCAAUUUGACCUGCUCGGAAAGUCCUGGCCUGGAACGCUUCAGACGAUGUACCUCGAGACCUGGCGAGACCCUUCACAGUUGCACGACGAGAGGGGCUCAGGUCGGGCAGUGGGAGGCCUGCACCAAGCCGUACAAUGUCGAUGAGUGUUUCGGCUACGUCUUCCUCCUCGCCGAGGAUCAGAAGAACCUGGUCAAGUGUUGCGUGCAGAUGACAUUCAGCAAGAAGCUCCCGACUGUCUAUCUCUGGAAGACCAGAAUCCAAGCCUUCGACCUGGGUAUCGACGACGUCCUCGCGAUGUGCAAGUGGAUCGCUGUUCUUGUUAUGACAUGGGAUCUUCAGGAGUCGCCCUUCCUAGCCCCGAGCCACGCUUCCAAGGAGUUUACAAAUCGAGUUUGGCUGGACAUCCUUGACGCCUUCAUGUUCAUCUCGCUCUUUCAGGAAGCCAGCAUCCAAGCCCCUGCAGACGGCCUCUCCACUUCGGGCGUGCCGUUGCCAGGAGGCGAAGAUAAGACCCGGGAAGCGAUGUUCUUUUUCACCUGGCUGAUUGCUGCCUUUUUCUCUGUGCUCUCGCCCAUUGUCUACACCUGGUUCAGAGAUCGGGAGACGAAAGCAAGCGCAGAUGAGCAGAAGAAGCAGCUCUUGACCCAGGACACCUUGCUGAAAGAGCUGGAGGAGCGGAUCCGCUUGCUGGACAAGGAAGGGGCCCAAAUGCUCUUGGAGAAAGGCAUGCAGCUGACCGAGGAGGACAUCGCAAAGCAGGAGGAGCUUGACACCCGUGUGCUGGUCUGGCCGCAGGAUGACGAGUAUAACUCCUUCUUUAAGGUCCAAAAUCCAGGAUUUGCACGGCGCGAGAGGAACCAGGCGACCUACAACGUGGAGUAUGAUUGGGGCGACGUUGAAGAAGGCGUCACCUUGGAGAGACUACAGCCCACCGAAAACCAGCCCCGUGCGGACCGAGCACAGCUGUGCUCGGGAUGGUGUGAGACCUCCUACCUGUGCCCGGAUGAUGACCAGAUGUCGGCGAUGCAGCGCCGCGCUCACCUCAUCGACGCCUAUCGCUCCUUCUUCACCCUGGAGCUCCCAUUCUUCUGUUGGCGCUUGUGGAUCCAUUGGGGCGAUACUUCCGGUGUGGAGCCCCACCUGUUGACCAUGAAGAACCUGAUGUUUGGCAUCGCAGAUCUCCUUACCAUCCUGGCCUGUGGCAAUGAGGAUGCCACCAUUUUCGGCGUGGCCCCAGCCGCGAUCAUCUCCCGCAUGAUCGCCGGUACCGUGACCGGAGCCGUGAAGGCGGCCGGGCCCGGGGCGCUGAUGAAGAGGGCCUCGGGCGUCGCCCUGCGGGCCAUCUCCGCAAACCAAGCAAAGUUGGAGAUGAAGCUGGCCUUCCUCCGUCAGGAGCGCUACCUGGCAAGAAUGUCAGAUGGCGAGGAGGUCGCACGGAGAUUCGACGGCAACAUCGAGAGGCUCACUGCUGAGCUUGAAGAUGAAAAGGGCUUCCUCAAGCAUUUCACCUGA
Symbiodinium natans is the source of this 2196-nucleotide messenger RNA. The record is from the annotation of a GenBank genome assembly. Lineage: Eukaryota; Dinophyceae; Suessiales; Symbiodiniaceae.